AUGGCUGAGUGUAACGUUAGCAUCGACCAGGACAAACUACCUGGAGUGAAAGAGGUGUGCCGAGACUUUGCUGUACUGGAAGAUCACUGCCUUGCCUACAACCUUCAGGAACAAGAGAUUGAGAGCCACUUGGCGUCCAAUGUCCACAAGAGCCGGCUGGUGCAGCAGGACCUGCAGGUGGCCAAAAAGCUGCAGGAGGAAGAGGAUGAGAUCGCCAAAGUCGUGAUCAAGAAGCAGCAUGUUGCCAUAGCACGCCAAGAUAACGAGAUCGCCCAUGAGAUUCAGGACGAACUGGUCCGACAGGCUGAGCAACAACGACGACAACAAGAGGAGAAAGAUGCGGCUAUGGCUCGUAAACUGCAUGAGAAGGAAAUGAAAGAUGAAAGACGGCGACAGAAACAACUAGAUGAGGAGUACUAUGAAGAUACCGUAGCAGUCAUUGAUCCGGAGUAUGGACUUGGCGAGGCAACUAGAGACAUGACCAAGCUGGAUUUGCGUGAGCAGGAGCUCAAGGACAUGGAGGUAGCCAGAAGAAUGCAGGAGGAGGAAGUCAAGGCAAGCAAGAGCCAUGUGCGUGCAGCCCAAGUUGCCCAGGAUGAGGAGAUGGCCCGGCAGCUGAUGGAACAAGAAAAGAAGGAGUACAGAAAACAUCGAGAAAGGGAGAAAGAGCGGGAACGGGAACGAGAGGAAAAGGAACGACAAAGGGAGAAAGAGCGUGCCAUGGAAAAGCGGCGACCCGAGGCAGAAUACAGGCCAAAUUCCGAAGAUGUUGUCAGGCCUCGAACCCGUGAGGAACAUGAUCACCAGAGGCACAGGAACCACUACAAGCCUUCUAGGCCACCUCAUCCUCGUACACACGACUAUGAGAACGUGAACCCCAGUUACGGUUACGUCGAACACCCUCACCAACGGGCGCCUUCCAGACCUGAGGCCGCGUACAAAGAUGAAGGAAAGUACUUCCCACCAGAUGGUACCAUUGGAGACCACUUGUGCGUCACCAACAGCAUAAAUAGAGGCUGCAGCACACUGCCCACCCUACUCUCCAAAUAA
This is a messenger RNA of Nerophis lumbriciformis (worm pipefish), 1050 nucleotides long. Lineage: Eukaryota; Metazoa; Chordata; Actinopteri; Syngnathiformes; Syngnathidae. The record is from RefSeq and is a predicted model, not a curated record.